CUUCCGCACCCCCCCACUUCCGCGAUGGACUCGGUCCUCCUCGCCUCGGAACCCAUGCCAGAGGGAACCCAAGAAGUCCGGGGUAUCGACUUUGACAAAUUCCAGGGCCGCGAUAUUACCGUGGCCGAGUUGGUCGAGAACCUGACCACCACUGGCUUUCAGGGUAGUGCGGUUGCUGAAGCUGCCCACAUCAUCAACGAGAUGCGCGCCUAUCGUAACCCUGAGACCGGCGCGAAAACGACCAUCUUCCUCGGCUAUACAUCGAACCUAAUUUCCUCCGGACUACGAGAUACCCUACGCUACCUUGUGAAGCAUAACCAUGUAUCGGCAAUCGUGACCACCGCAGGUGGUGUGGAAGAAGAUCUGAUCAAGUGCCUCGCCCCGACCUACCUGGGUUCAUUUAGCACACCCGGUGCGGGUCUCCGUGCGAAGGGACUGAACCGGAUUGGCAACUUGCUGGUGCCUAACAACAACUACUGUGCCUUCGAGGACUGGGUGGUGCCGAUUCUGGAUACCAUGUUGGAGGAACAGGAGGCUGCCAAACGCAAGGCUCUGGAGACAGGCGACGAGGAAGACGAGCUCCACUGGACGCCGAGCCGGAUCACCGAGCGCUUGGGACGAGAGAUCAAUAACGAAGAUUCCGUACUCUACUGGGCGGCUCGUAAUAAUAUUCCCGUCUUCUGCCCAGCUUUGACGGAUGGGUCUUUGGGGGAUAUGCUCUACUUCCAUACAUUCAAGUCCUCGCCGCAGCGACUGCGCGUGGACAUUGUGGACGACGUGCGGCGGAUCAAUACUAUGGCCGUGCGGGCGGCACGUGCCGGCAUGAUCAUUCUGGGGGGUGGUGUGGUCAAGCACCACAUUGCCAACGCGUGCUUGAUGCGGAACGGGGCCGAACACGCGGUUUAUAUUAAUACGGCGCAGGAGUUUGACGGCAGCGAUGCAGGCGCCCGGCCUGAUGAGGCGGUGAGUUGGGGCAAGAUCAAGAUUGAUGCCAAAUCCGUCAAGGUAUAUGCCGAGGCCACUGUGGUCUUCCCUCUAAUUGUGGCGGCCUCGUUUGCGCGGGCACAGGGCCAGGCCCAGGCAAAGGCACAGGCACAGCCUGAGACCGAGACCGAAACCUCGUCUUAA
Molecule: messenger RNA, 1128 nt
Organism: Penicillium waksmanii
Lineage: Eukaryota; Fungi; Ascomycota; Eurotiomycetes; Eurotiales; Aspergillaceae
Product: deoxyhypusine synthase
Exons: 2
Biological process (GO): peptidyl-hypusine biosynthetic process
Cellular component (GO): cytoplasm
Molecular function (GO): deoxyhypusine synthase activity
Source: RefSeq, a predicted model, not a curated record